This is a messenger RNA of Cajanus cajan (pigeon pea), 2495 nucleotides long. RefSeq names its product putative membrane-associated kinase regulator 3. Gene Ontology annotation, cellular component: plasma membrane. Lineage: Eukaryota; Viridiplantae; Streptophyta; Magnoliopsida; Fabales; Fabaceae. Gene Ontology annotation, molecular function: kinase inhibitor activity. The record is from RefSeq and is a predicted model, not a curated record.
UUCCUUUAGAAAGCUCAAUUUCCCAUAGGCAUCAGACACAAAUAGAGAAACCAGAGAGAGUCACAUGAAAUGGCGACAACCACAAAAGAGGUUCAUGUUGAGGGAGAGUACAUUGCCAUAGAACCAAGAUCUUCCCCCAACAUCAACAUCUUCUCUUGUUCCAUCAACAGAGAAUUCGAGUUCCAAAACAAGAAAGAGUCCACCACAACCUCACCAGCAGAUGAACUCUUCUACAAAGGAAAACUCCUUCCUCUCCACCUCCCUCCACGCCUCCAAAUGGUUGAAAAGCUUCUCCAAAACACUGAUUCAACUUUUGGCUAUGCAAGAUCACAGUCAUCAUUGGAAGACAGUAGAUUCCGCCACACGAUGCUUUCAGCAAAUGCCACCUCACCCUCGGAAUCACGCAGGGUUAGUACCUGCGAAUCGCUCCCACCUGAUUGGUCCUCUGAAAUAGAAGGCUUGGUUAGUGACAAACAUGCUUCGAAGAAACAACAAUGGUCCAAGAAUCUCAAACAGACCAAGCAGUUCUGGCUAGGAGAGAAGCUCAAGGCUUCCAAGGCUUACUUAAAAUCCUUGUUCACCAAAUCUGGUUGCUCCAGCGAUGCAAGCAAAGUGGUGGCGGUGAAGAAACCCAAAUGCAAGGAGUGCCAUGACAAGUACACGAAGGAUGAUGAUGAUGCUACCAAAAACCAAAACCAAAACCAAAACAAAACCAAAAAGAAAAUAAAAAAUGAGUCUUUUGGUGACAAGCAGCACCGGAGGCAGAGAUCCUGUGCGGUGAAGAGCAGUGACGUCUUUGAAAAUGGGUCCGUUAGCUUUAGCAGAAGGUCUUUCUCUGGGGUGAUUCAACGACAUUAUGCUUCAAAGGCUUCAUCUUUGUCCACUUCUUCUUCUGGGUCGUCUUCUUUGUCUUCAUCUUUUUCACUUAGCUCAGUUGGGUCUUAUGAGUUGCAUUUGUUCAACAAGAGUAUCAGUGCUGAGCUGGAGAAUUCAAUUGAGAGUGCCAUUGCUUAUUGUAAAAAGUCCCAGCAAGAGGGUAGUUCAAAUUCAAACAAGGUUUGUGGAAAUAAGGGAAUAAUAAUGGGGAGUGAGAGAGUGGUGACUGAAAAGAAUGAGUCUCUUAUUUGAGAUGCAAUUUUAUGUUGAGGGGAUUUGAUGCUGAGUUAACAGCUUGGUUUUGCAGGAUUAAUUGUUGAAAGUCUCUGUCAAUUCUUGCACAUGUUGCAUACCGAGUGGAAUUGAAUAUUUUUAGCAGUAAGUGACCAUUGUUAUAAUUAAUCCAGGGGAAUGUAAUGUAAUUCACUCGAGAGAAAGUGACUUUUAAUUUUUUUAAAUAAUGAAUACUUAUGAUAAGUCGUCAUGAGAUUUCUCUAUGACAAAGCGCCAUGAUAGGACACUGUUGUUGUUGUUGUCUUUUUAAAUUUGAAAUUGGUCCACACACAUGUUAAUUGAACCCUCCUGUGCAAACUCCACGAGAUUUGUGGAUUUGAUUGUUUAACAAAUAGCAAUUAACAUUGUGAUUUGUGACAUUUCCGAAUCUCACAAUUUGACUUGAUAAUAAGGCUUCCCUUCCGAACAUUGUAUAUGAUAAAUUAACUAGUUAACUGUACACAAAGGCAGAUAAUUUCUUCACAAUUAAUUUUCUAAGUUUGGUUCAGUGUAAAAAGUAAAAUUUUAUGGCAACUGCCAAGUCUAAUGGUUUGGAAUCUGACUCUUUUCCCCAGAAGGCAGAACUAGAUUCUCAAUGACUGCUUCAGGCUUUCUCUGCAAUUAUUCUUUCAGAGUUCAACAGAGAUAACUGAUAGGAUGUGGUAGUGCAUAAAAAUGUUGGAUGCCAUAUUUUUGUUCCUGAUCCUUUCUUGUGUCAAAAGAAGGGGGGGAAAGUUGAAAGUCAUUUAGAAUAACCUAACAGUGACCCAAAAAAGGUUACUAACAGCCAUUCACCUUUUUAGAUGAAGAAAAAGCCUAAAAAGUGGCAAAGAGUAGUCUCAUCUGUGAGAUGUGAAAAUCAUGGUACAUUUGGUGCCUGUGACCUUUUCUUCGCCGACUUAACCCUUUUUGAAAAUAAUCAUGAUUACUAGCAACGAAUCCCCAACCAAGCACCAUAGUUGACUGCAGAGUACAGCUAUAAAUUGGUGCAAUUGUAUAUCCUUGAUGCAAUUACCAAAGUGUAAUAGUAAGUAACUGACAAAUUAUGAUCACAGGAUGGGUUUUCCUUCAAUUUUAGAAGAAAUGAAAAACUAUUCACAAUUUCAUUCUGUAAAGGGUAAAGCCCCCACCACACACACCCACAACUUGCCAUUGCGGGGCAUGUAUUAUGCAGAUGUCACAUUAAAAAUACUAAAGAGAAAAAACGUAGCGUACAAUUAUUCUGCAGACAAUUAAACCUUUUUCGCGUGCACUUCUUCCGUUCUUCGUUUCUUUUGGUUUUGACUAAGCAUUAAACUACGCAAACAUGAAACUGAAUCACAUGCGCGGAGAACUCGAAGUUGCAC